This is a messenger RNA of Penicillium antarcticum, 1038 nucleotides long. RefSeq names its product putative C6 transcription factor. The transcript is spliced from 4 exons. The record is from RefSeq and is a predicted model, not a curated record. NCBI's taxonomy places the organism in Eukaryota, Fungi, Ascomycota, Eurotiomycetes, Eurotiales, Aspergillaceae. Bases 1 to 1038 code for a protein of 345 amino acids.
AUGGCUCAGUUGCAAUUGGCGCCAAUGAUUGAUGGAGAUGGGUAUGGAUCAAAAGAGAUUAAUGCUGCAUCCAUGGCACAUGAAGCUAUAUCUGGAUCUCGGAUUCUGCGACUGAACGAGCAGUUACCACAGCCAACGGAGUCUGUGAUUGCAAAUCCCGAUUUGGUCUUCCCGUUGCUUUGGGUGUCAGAGAGAGGUUACUCUCUGCAUCUGGGACUCUCGCCUUCAUAUACCGAUGCCCCAUUACUUGUGGGCAUUGAGAGCGCUCUUGGAGCUGAUAUCCAUGCACAAGAAUUGCUGGAGUUAGUGAGACUCUUUAUUGCGUUCGACCUGAUUUCUGUGCGUCGCAAGACCGAAGCAGGUAGUAUUGUGGCGACAGAUCUAACAGAGACAGAGAGGCAAUUGCCUUCCUUGUCUUUUAGUAUGGGCGACCAUGGUUCCACUAGAGCGGCUGAUUAUCAUGUUACCAGAGAGUGGAUGAGAACAAUCAUCUGGCAGGAAGCUCUCACAAUGGGGCUGCUCUCGUCUGUGGCAUAUACAUCUGUUAUGACAUUUGCAUUUCCAGCACAGGUUGGACGUAAUUUGCUACAAGCUUUGAGGGGGUGCUCUGAGGCCGAUUUGCUUCCACUGGGUCGAGAUCAGCUGUUCAAAUGCUUUGAGGUUGCCAACUCACUGGCAGACACCGUUCUCUUGAAAUCGAUUACCACAAGGAACAGACGUGAACUAGGACCGCAUGAUUUCCUUCAUGCCUUAUAUCAGAAGAUCGUUCAUUUCCUCGAACAGGAUCGGAUGUUGCUUGGGAUCCUGCGGGCAAAGACAGCCGAAGCUUUGGUCACAGCCCCAGCUCGAUUGUUGGCUGUGAAUCAAACACGCUCAGGUUUUUAUGACGUUGAAACUGAGAUCGACCAGCGGACGAGCACUGGUAGAUUUCUCCCAUACGAAAAUGUGGAAGAGGGAAUCGACCCAGAGAAUCAACGGUACAAAUUGUUCCUCAUAAUUCAAGUCGCAUAUAACCUGAUACAAAAUUCUGGAACGUGA